This is a messenger RNA of Mandrillus leucophaeus (drill), 1038 nucleotides long. It is a transcript of the gene ASPDH, whose product is annotated as aspartate dehydrogenase domain containing. Gene Ontology annotation, molecular function: NADP binding; L-aspartate dehydrogenase [NAD(P)+] activity. The record is from RefSeq and is a predicted model, not a curated record. Bases 57 to 908 code for a protein of 283 amino acids. The transcript is spliced from 7 exons. Lineage: Eukaryota; Metazoa; Chordata; Mammalia; Primates; Cercopithecidae. Gene Ontology annotation, biological process: NAD+ biosynthetic process.
UGCAGGGGGCAGCCAGCAGCCCAGGGAGCCGGGCCACAGACACCACACUCAGGGCCAUGGCCGACAAGGGCCCAUGGAGGGUGGGCGUGGUGGGCUACGGCCGCCUCGGACAGUCCCUCGUCUCCCGCCUGUUGGCUCAGGGACCAGAACUUGGCCUAGAACUUGUUUUUGUCUGGAAUCGUGACCCAGGACGAAUGGCAGGGAGCGUGCCCCCUUCCCUGCAGCUCCAGAAGCUUGCUGCCCUGGGGGAAAGGCACCCUGAUCUGGUUGUGGAAGUGGCCCAUCCCAAAAUAAUCCAUGAAUCUGGGGCACAAAUCCUGCGCCAUGCCAAUCUCCUGGUGGGGUCCCCCUCAGCUCUAAGCGACCAGACCACAGAGCGGCAGCUCUUGGAGGCCUCACAGCACUGGAACCAUGCCGUGUUUGUGGCCCGAGGGGCCCUGUGGGGCACCGAGGACAUCACGAGAUUGGAUGCAGCUGGGGACCUCCGGAGCCUUCGUGUCACCAUGGCCACACACCCCGAUGGCUUCCGGCUCGAGGGACCCCUGGCUGCAGCCCACAGCACCGGGCCUCGCACUGUGCUCUACGAAGGCCCUGUCCGUGGGCUCUGCCCCUUUGCCCCCCGAAAUUCCAACACCAUGGCGGCGGCUGCCCUGGCUGCCCCCAGCCUGGGCUUCGAUGGGGUGACUGCUGUGCUUGUGGCUGAUCUCAGCCUCACGGACAUGCACGUGGUGGAUGUAGAGCUGAGCGGACACCCGGGCCCCACAGGCCGAAGCUUUGCUGUGCACACCCACAGAGAGAACCCUGCCGAGCCAGGCGCGGUAACCGGCUCCGCCACCGUCACGGCCUUCUGGCGGAGCCUCCUGGCCUGCUGCCAGCUCCCCUCCAGGCCGGGGAUCCAUCUCUGCUGAGAAGCCUUCUCCCUCCCGAGACGAGAUCAUCUUACUGGCCUCUCACUACCACUAUCCCACCCCUGCCUUGCCCCACUUCCCCAGGAUCUCCCUUCUGACUCAGUAAAGAUCACCGCUGUCUCCCCCUGCA